CAAAAUCAAGAGAAUUGAAGCAAUGACGGCUGACUGAUCGGAAACCAUCAAGAUAAGGAAAACAGCAGCAUUCCUGUGCUACAAAGUGAGAAUGGAUGAAAGUGAUGUCAUUAUAUCAUCUACGGAAAUCAUAAAAGAUAGACUCUACUUCGCAACACUAAAAACGGGCUACAAACCGAAGCCAACCAGAAACAGCAAGUACUUCCACAUCGAAGAUGACAUCCAGUACGAGAAUUUCUACUUCGACUUUGGACCUUAUCACCUGUGCCAUUUGUACCAGUUUUGCAAUAAACUCACUGAGGAACUGGAGAAGAACCCGAAGAAAAAGAUCGUGUUUUAUACGAGCAACAAUGAGACGCUUAGGCUCAACGCCGCGUACCUUAUUGGGAGCUAUCAGAUAAUAUAUCAAAACGGGUCCCCCGGCGCAGUCUACAAGCAGCUAACGGACGGAUCAGAAUGGUCCCUUCUGAACUUCCGUGAUGCGUCUGGGGGCCCUCCACUCUUCGACAUAUCUCUGCUGGACGUCCUUCACGGCAUGAAGGUGGCGCAUGACGCUGGGUUCUUCCAUUUUGAUCAUUUUGAUGCGGACCAAUAUUUGUUCUAUGAGAAAGUGGAGAACGGCGACCUAAACUGGAUAGUCCCCGGCAAGAUGCUCGCUUUCUCCGGCCCCCACCACCGCUCGCGGCUCGACCGCGGCUACCCCCUCCACAGCCCCGAGCACUACCACGACUACUUCCGUCGUCACAACGUCACGACGAUCGUGCGACUGAAUAAGAAGUCGUACGACGCGCGGCAGUUCACGGCGCAUGGUUUCGAGCAUAGGGAACUCUUUUUUGUGGAUGGAUCGGUGCCUUCGGAUCUGAUUGUGAAUCGGUUUAUAAGGAUAUCGGAAGCUGCGAAGGGAGCUGUUGCUGUGCAUUGUAAAGCGGGCUUAGGCCGGACGGGAACCUUGAUAGCAUGCUACAUGAUGAAGCACCACGGCUUCACAGCGCGGGAGGCCAUCGCGUGGCUGCGAGUGUGUCGCCCGGGCUCUGUCAUCGGCCACCAACAGUGGUUCCUUGAGAAUGUUCAACCCCGAAUGCACGCAGAGGGCGAGGCGUAUCGCCGCCGGCAUCACAUAACAGCGUUCCCCGUGUUCACACGAGGCAUCUACUGCGAUCUGCCGCCCGAAGAGAAACCUGUAUCUCUACAGACGAUACUGCAUAAUAAGAACACCAAUAACAAGCUGGAUAACGCAAACGCCCUCAACGCAAACGAAAUAGACUCGGAAAACAACGUAACAGCGGUCAUCGGCAAAUACAAGACCACCGCCACCGCCAUGCUACCCACCAAGACCGUCUUCACCCCCAAAAUGAACUACAUGCUCCCAACUAAUAACAUCAGGAACGCGGCCAAUACUAAUCUGAAGACUGCACAGCCAAGGAUACUAAACUCCACCCUAAAGUCCCACUACGCAGCUAAAACGUCAACCUUCCCGCCAACAAGAAGUGCCAAUUCCCAAGCGAAAAUCUCUGGUGUCAAAGCGCAAUUCACUGGCAAAAGCAGCUUCCACGGCCAGCGAGCCAACCUCGCGCGACCUGUCGGCUACUCGCACGGAACUAGCCCUCUAAAAACAUUCACAAGAAAAACUGUCACAAAAAUCACCAAUAACGAAACCACAGUUGUUAACACGCUCAGCAAUGUAACUUCAACCUUAUCAGCUUUAACAGAGAAUUGCCAUUUGAACGGCAAAAAUCGCUUACCAUCAGAGCCGAAUUUAAAAACGGUCGCCGCCAAAACGACGCCAACUAACGUGAAUUCGAGAAAGAAAUUAAUCGUGCGCUCGAACUCUAGUUCAAGGAAAAAACUGCCGAAGAAUAAUGUCGGUAAAAGCAGUUUGGAGUCCACUCAAGACCUGUCUUCCAGUGAUACGAAUGUCACCAACAUAUCUGCCGAUUCCUUGGAAACUCCUUUCAGGUUUAGGCGAAAACGGGAUAAGUCGAGCAGCCCUGAGCCUAUGGACUGCAUAUCGAAUUCCAUUAUAACUGCCGAUGUCACUCCUGAAAACUUUGAAGAGACCACAAACUCCCAAGGAAAUAAAUUAUACAAAAUCAAGGCGUUAAGAAAAAAAUGUCCCGCGUUUGGGGUGAGUCUUCUGAAGAAGGACGGAGUGCAGACUCGCUCGAGUACUUGUACAACCUCUACUGUUAAGAAGAAAUGAUCUCGAUGUGGUUAAUGUAGUUGUAUUUGCACUUCAGAUUCUAUAUAGGAAUGUGCUUAGCACAUUUAGCGUCGAU
This is a messenger RNA of Cydia fagiglandana, 2276 nucleotides long. Its product is annotated as dual specificity protein phosphatase CDC14B-like. Gene Ontology annotation, cellular component: nucleolus; mitotic spindle; spindle pole. The transcript is spliced from 7 exons. Bases 92 to 2200 code for a protein of 702 amino acids. Gene Ontology annotation, biological process: microtubule cytoskeleton organization; protein dephosphorylation; cilium assembly. Lineage: Eukaryota; Metazoa; Arthropoda; Insecta; Lepidoptera; Tortricidae. Gene Ontology annotation, molecular function: protein tyrosine phosphatase activity; protein serine/threonine phosphatase activity; protein tyrosine/serine/threonine phosphatase activity. The record is from RefSeq and is a predicted model, not a curated record.